AUAUAUUCUUGACAAUUUUGACAAUACAUAUCGUGUUGUUAUUUGCUCUGAUUUUUUUUAACAUGUUGCAUAGCUAGUGCAAGUGUUUGUAGCGCUAUCUGGCAGCCGUAAUGCUAAAUACAAGCAAAGUGUCAAUUUCCGAAGAUUUAUUCACGUUGCAAAGAGGAUUCUUACGGUUUUUCACGAAUUUACUCGAGAAAUUUACUUCAAGAAUUUGUUUCAGGCAAAAGAUGCAUUUAUCAGGAAUCAGAUUACAUAUAAUAUUAAUAUGAUUGUGUAACAGAUGUUUGAAAAAAAAUUCGAAUAUUGAGUUAUUAAGUGCUAUUUAGACAUGAGCGUUAACAGUUUGUUUACGAGUCUGUUAUGUUUUGGGCGACAAUGCACGAAGCCUUCUGCUGUAGCACGAUGCUACGCUUCUGUUGCUGCAGAUCCAGUAGACAGAGGUGGCGUAAAACCAAAGACUGGCAUAUUAAUGUUAAACAUGGGUGGUCCUGCCAAUACCAGUCUGGUCCAUGAAUAUUUAUUAAGAAUAAUGACCGAUCGUGAUAUGAUUCAACUGCCAGUUCAAAGUAAAUUAGGUCCUUGGAUAGCCAAACGUCGUACGCCAGAAGUACAGAAAAAGUAUUCCGAGAUUGGUGGCGGAUCGCCUAUUCUACAAUGGACGAAUAAACAGGGCGAACUUUUAUGCAAGAAACUAGAUAAAAUUUCGCCUGAAACCGCACCUCAUAAAUAUUAUGUUGCCUUUCGGUACGCAGAUCCUCUCACGGAAGAUACUCUUGAGAGGAUACGCAACGAUGGAGUACAGCAUACUGUACUUUUUUCUCAGUAUCCUCAAUAUAGUUGUUCAACUUCGGGUUCCAGUUUUAAUGCUAUAUACAAUUAUUACAAGACUAGAGAGUCGCCAAGUGACAUGAAAUGGAGUAUAAUCGAUAGAUGGGCCACGCACCCGCUUCUUGUGAAAACAUUUGUCGAAAGGAUUAAAGAGGAACUUGCGCAAUUUUCUAGCGAAAAAAGAGACGACGUGAUAAUUUUAUUUUCAGCUCACUCUUUGCCUUUGCAGGUUGUAAACAGAGGAGAUUCUUAUCCUGCGGAAGUUGGAGCCACAGUCGCAUUAGUAAUGCAGGAAUUAAAUUACUGCAAUCCAUAUAGUUUGGUGUGGCAAUCAAAGGUUGGACCUACAGCUUGGCUAGGACCUUUUACCGAUGAAGCGUUAAAGGGUUACGUUAAGCAGGGCAAGAAAAAUUUUAUUCUGGUACCAAUUGCGUUUGUAAAUGAGCAUAUUGAAACCCUUCACGAAUUGGACAUAGAAUACUGCCGAGAUCUUGCCGAAGAACUUGGUAUCGAGAGGAUACGAAGGGCUGCCGCGCCUAAUGAUCAUCCUAUUUUCAUCGACGCUCUGACGGACAUUGUUGUGUCUCACCUUAAAUCAAAACAAUCUGUAAAUCCUAAAUUUUUAACGCGGUGUCCUCAUUGCGUAAAUUUAAGUUGCGAUGCCAGUAAAAAAUGGUACGCUACAAUUUGUAAAAAUUAAUAUUUGCGACAACGCACGCGCGAAAUCAUAAUUAUAAAUGUUAUAUUUUAAGUAUAAAUAAUGAUUAUUUGUGUAAUUUGUUAUAUCAAUUAUAUAGCUAUAUCAAUAAUGUUGUAUAUAAUAGUUUGUUAAUAAUUGAGUUUGAAAAUGAACAGCUCUAAUGCCUCUAAUGAAAUAUAUAUAUAUGUAUUAUAUUUGUGGAAACCGGUGCAAUAAUAUCGAAUAAAUUAUAA
This is a messenger RNA of Wasmannia auropunctata (little fire ant), 1764 nucleotides long. RefSeq names its product ferrochelatase, mitochondrial (gene FeCH). Gene Ontology annotation, molecular function: protoporphyrin ferrochelatase activity. The record is from RefSeq and is a predicted model, not a curated record. Bases 332 to 1531 code for a protein of 399 amino acids. Gene Ontology annotation, biological process: heme biosynthetic process. Lineage: Eukaryota; Metazoa; Arthropoda; Insecta; Hymenoptera; Formicidae. The transcript has 9 exons.